AUGUCACAGAUCCUCUCCGUCAAUGCAACCGCCCGCGAUGCAUGCAUUGCGGGGGACUUGUCUACUGCCGAUGCACUUUUUACACACGAGAUCGAUGCUGAUGCAAACAAUUACACCUCAUUUCAGGUCAUUGCAUUAUUCGGUGCAGAUCAACAUCAGGAGGCAAUGCAGCUUGUCCGACAGCUGGCUGCAGCUUGUCCGGACGACAAUGUUCUCGCGUAUUGUGUUGUAGAAGCCUAUCUACGUGUUCAACUCGGUAUCCAUGCUUUGAAUGGCUCACGCCACGACGAAGCUGCUGACCACUUCGCUGCUGCUAUUGACUCCAGCGCUUUCUCGUCAGGGUCAGUCAUUGAUUUCAUAUAUGAGGACCUGGUGGUGCUGUUCGGGUUGGACCUCGAGCCGUUGUGGCAAAUUGCAAACCAGAAACGAUGUGAUGCCCUCCUCCGUGCAGGGAGACUCCGAGAAGCCCUCGAAUCACAUCGAUACAUGAUGGAUACGAGUGACGAACCUACGAAGGCCAGCUGCUUUGACUGGUCCACUGCUUUCACCCAAGAAUGCAGAGCGCUCUGUCUUGUCAAUGGAGAUGCAGCGCUCGCUGCAAGUGACUAUGACAGGGCUAUCGAACUAUACUCUGUGGUAAUCGACUUCAAUUCUGCAAAUGACGCUAUUUUUGCAAAUCGCAGUAAAGCGAAGUUGGAAAAAAGGCUAUGGGACGAUGCGCUUCUCGAUGCGCAAAAGGCCAUUGAACUCAACCCUUCGGGUCACAUUGGAUACGAGGUGAAGAAUGCUGCGCUUCAUGGCGCACAGCGCUACGAUGAAGCCAUCGAGGCCUUGCAAAUGAUGAUCUCUAAAUUGGAGAAUGCUACUGACACACAAAUACGAAAGCUGCGCGGACAGUAUGUCAAUAUAUCCGAAGCAGCAAUUGCUAUUCGAAAGGUCAUCGACGUUCAACUUAACGCUGCCCCGCUGCGUCUACUCAACACCGCCACGGGACUCUUAUGUGAUCGAGAGGCGCAGAUUAGCGCCUUCGAAACAAGAACAGAGUACAAGGAGCUUCUGUUAUCGAGUAUGAAGCACCCUGGCCUCGGAACUGAGCACAUCACAGAAGCGGUGGCGAUGUACUUCCGGUGCGCCAUGCUAUCGCAUAGGUGGGAAGGGACAGAGCCUUUGUUGCAUGACAUCAAGGACAAGGUCAUAUACGAGUUGAAGCCAGAUGGUGGUCUCGCAAAGUUGCAGCCAUUCUGCGCAAUUGCUCGUAAGGCGGAGUAUCACUGGGCAUGGAUGGAUUCGUGUUGCAUCGACCAGACGAACAAUGUCGAAGUCCAAACAUCACUGGAUUCCAUGUUUACCUGGUAUCACCAUUCAGAGCUCACGGUUGUCUACCUGUCUGAUGUUCCGCCUUCGUCCACGUCUGGCGCACUGGCAAAGAGCGCUUGGAACACCCGAGGAUGGACCGUCCCCGAAUUACUAGCUCCUAAAGUCAUUCGAUUCUACCAACAGGAUUGGACACCAUAUCUCGACAACAAAGCCCCAAACCACAAAGAAUCCAUUGAGAUCAUGCAUGAAUUAGAGGAUGCGACGGGAAUAGAAGCACGCGCCCUCGUUGCCUUCCAACCGGGGAUGAGAGACGCCCGAGAGAUACUCCAAUGGGCGUCUGUGCGCGUUACCACCAGGCCAGAAGAUAUUGCAUACUCAUUGUUUGGCAUUUUCGGCGUCCGGCUUCCUAUCAAUUAUGGCGAGAAUAAAAAAAAUGCACUCGGGCGGCUCCUGGAGGAGAUUGUGGCUCAGUCCGGCGAUAUUACUGCCCUCGACUGGGUCGGACAACCAUCCACGUUCAAUAGUUGUAUCCCAGCCGACAUUUCGUCAUACGCAGCUCCGCCAUCCACCCUCCCAUCUUUUUCUGAAGAUGAAAUUCAGACAGCGGUCUCGUCGCUGCAACAUACUGUGGCUGUGGAGUUUGCUUUGAUACUUUAUAACCAGCUCGACAAUAUAAGGGCUCCUCGUUUCGCCGACCGCAGACUGCACCUACCUUGCAUUGCAUUCCAUGUCACGGAAAUCAAACAUACAAAAGGCCCAGCCCAAGAGACUCGUUUCACAUAUGGAGUCAAGACAGACGGACUGCACACACUGCUGAUCACCACGACAGAGACGCUGGUUCAGUUCUCGCGAGCAAGACCCACUCGACAGGCAUUCUUACUUGUUCGUCCGUGGGAUCGACGUCUCAUGGAGCAGCCUCACUUCGGAGAGCUUCCUGCCCCUUCAGACGACACGGAAAGCUUGCGGGAUUGGUCCCAGCCCUCGUCUCCGUUAGACGACUCACCUGGCGGUUCUCCUGUAGAACAAGAGCUGGGUGAUCUGGAACAUCACUCACCAGUAUUGCGGUUGAUGGUUCACCUUGGACAGCCGUUCAGCGCGUUUUUACUAGCGCGGCAGCCUGGUGGAGAAUACAAGAGGAUUGCAUCGGAUCACAAUAUCACUGCACAAGUCAAAGAUGUGACUUCUAUUCACAGCGUGACAGGUGUCAGGAUCCUAGAAAUAUUGUAGCUGUAUGUUUUUUUCUCAAGACCGAAGCAGUCUUUCAUUUGUGCCUUGAGGAUACGCAAUUCCCUUCAAAACAGACGUACAUUGGAGACCUUAUUUCUUAUAGUUGAUAUGCUCGGGACUCAAUUUCCGGCGUCUACGAGGUCGGUAUGGACUUAAAUGAAUUGGUGAUUGCAAAAGAG
Molecule: messenger RNA, 2723 nt
Organism: Suillus paluster
Lineage: Eukaryota; Fungi; Basidiomycota; Agaricomycetes; Boletales; Suillaceae
Exons: 7
Coding region: 1-2544 (847 amino acids)
Molecular function (GO): protein binding
Source: RefSeq, a predicted model, not a curated record